CGCCACUGCUCAGCCUCUCCCUCCGGCCGCUCGUGUCUCAGCCGUCAUCGUCAGGAGCUGCUGAUUUUCCAUUUUUCCUCUUCUUCUCGCUUUUUACCCCCCUUAUCUAUCCCUCCAAUUUACCGUCUCUUGCUCUUCAAGUUUCUUUUCCCUGUUUCAUCGCCCAAUUGAUCCUCAUUUGUUUCUUCCGGUGCUUCCUCUCUCGCCGCAAUCCGCCCCGGUCGCCCUUUCGCGCCGUUUGUCCCUCUUUCCGCCAUUCCGGCUUAGUGCCCCUGCGCAUACGACACGUCCCACUCUCUUGAGUUGACAUCGGACGACGUUGCGAUUCUUCUUACUUGACAUUAUCUGCCGCUAAAUUUCGCUUUAUCUUCACAAUGAGUUACGGACAGAGUUACAACAACUAUCCUGCUUAUGGAGAGGCGCAAUCUAACCCCUAUGCUGGUAACCAGGGCUACGGUCAGAACCAGUAUGGAUAUGGCAACCAGGAUGUUGAGAUGAACCCGGUGCAACAGCAACCUGCAGACCCAAACGUGUUAUUUAAUGAAAUCAACAAGAUCAAAGAUGGGAUUCAAACUCUGAAAAGCCUCAGGGAGAAUCAGCUUGAAGCGGCCCAAAGCUCUUUGCUAGGAUCGGAAUCUCAAAGGGAAGACCAAAACAUUAGGUCGCAAUUGGAUCAAAUCCACGGUGACCUCACAAAUGGGUACGGAAAGCUCAAGAACGAUAUUGAGCGGAUCAAAAAGACACCUGGAUCUGCCAAUGUCCAGAAACAGCUCGAGACCCAGGGUCGCGCUAUUCGCGAUGAAUUUGAGCUGUAUCAAAAGAGUCAAAUGUUAUUCAAAAGGAAACUGGAGGAGCAGGUGAGUCGACGGAUCAGGAUGGCCGCCGACCCAGAAACACCCGAAGAGGAAAUCCAACGGCAAACUGAGGCCGUCUUGGCUGGCAAUCAACAGACUUUUCAGGUCGCUGGUGCCAGAUCAAAGAGAGCAAACGAUGUAAAGGAUUCUGUUAUGGCGCGUUCGGCUGAAAUCAAGGAUAUCGAGAAGAAUAUAAUACAAAUUAGUGAAUUGGUCAUCCAGUUGAGCGAGACAGUCGCACAACACGCUCCAGCGGUCGAGAAUAUUGACCAGGGGGCGGAGAGAGUCGCAGGGGACCUUGGGAACGCCAACGUUCAGCUCGGACAGGCCGUCCAGAGUGCGCGCAACGCCCGUAAAUGGAAGUGGUACGCCCUGAUCAUCGUUAUUAUCAUAAUUGCCAUCAUCGUGGCUGUUGCCGUUGGUGUCACACAGACGCGAAACUAGAUGUGACGUUUCUGAUUGGCAUUUGGUUUGGGUUUAUCUGUGGAUCGCUUGUAACCCUCUAAUUCCGCUGCUGCUAUUUCAGUUACUACUUUUUUUUUUUCUGACUCCGUCUUCGAAACGAAGUUGUCUAUGUUUUCUUGGCCUAGUUCGGUUGUUGGAGUAUUGCUGCUGUGCUAGUCACCUGUUACAGGCACGCUGCAUCUUUGAUUGGACGCGGCUGGGUGGCUCCCGUCGCUGCUUGUUUGGUGAGGAUGCGCAUGAUGUCGCUGUGUAUAUAUUAGA
Messenger RNA from Aspergillus versicolor CBS 583.65, 1580 nucleotides. Its product is annotated as syntaxin. Lineage: Eukaryota; Fungi; Ascomycota; Eurotiomycetes; Eurotiales; Aspergillaceae. The record is from RefSeq and is a predicted model, not a curated record. The transcript is spliced from 6 exons. Gene Ontology annotation, biological process: vesicle-mediated transport. The coding region runs from base 375 to 1298 and encodes 307 amino acids. Gene Ontology annotation, cellular component: membrane.